Molecule: messenger RNA, 3695 nt
Organism: Danio aesculapii
Lineage: Eukaryota; Metazoa; Chordata; Actinopteri; Cypriniformes; Danionidae
Gene: cdc42ep1b
Product: CDC42 effector protein (Rho GTPase binding) 1b
Exons: 3
Coding region: 1823-2743 (306 amino acids)
Source: RefSeq, a predicted model, not a curated record
CGGGAGCGCGCAGAGCGGCGACGCGCUUGGAGUUAAUUCGCCAACGCACUCAAACUUUGCCGUUAUUCUCUGUGUCGCGUGUCACGGUGUGAAGGGAAAAUAGCGAGCGACGGGCAGUUAAACGGAUUAAGACGGUCUGGCGAGAGAAAGAAUGAGAGACGUGCGAGAGAGAUAGAGAGAGUGAGGAUGAAUAAUCCAGCUAAUCCAAGCCAAUCCCAGCGUUCGGUCUUCUCUGAGAGCGCAGACAAAACACAGCGGAUCACACACACACAUCUGAUGCGCUUUAGACCCACUGUUUUGGGGGAUUUUGGGAUGCCGAAGGCCUGCAGUGGCAUUCAGAAACACUAACACAACAAAUCAGGAGAUCAUGCGUGCUAAAACUGUGGGAGGAAGAUGGUUCUGGAUGUCAUUCGUCUAAGGAAAACUCACUUUUUCUGGAGAAACAGUUUUCAGUUUGGGAGCGCAUGCAGAUUUAGAAGAGAAGAAAAACCCGGUGGAUGUUUAUAAGAGUUCUUGCAUCAUGUAAAGCAUGGAUUACGAAGGGAUUCUUUUUGAAUUGCAUGUGUUUAUGCAGAAAACUUGAUUAUCGUUAUUUAUUCCCGCUAUUAGAGACGGUGCAGUGUUUGGUGCUCACUGCAAGGUGUUUAAACUCUUGGUAAAUCCUAUUAAGCUUCUUUAGCAGGUUAUUUUUAAACUCCGGCUCGGGACAGCCAGCAGCUCACGAACCGAUGGAUCUCACACAAACACACUUUUCUCUUUACGUGGCUUUUAUUUGAAGAUGUGAUGUGUUCAACAUACGAGUAACACUCAUAACGUCUUUAAUUUGAGUGCUUUUUGUCUCAAUGAUGCUCCUAAAAACUGUUUUCAGUGACCUUUUUGCAGGUUAUUAGCAUCAGAUUGGGAUUUUUUGUAUUUUAUUUGCCUAUUAUGAAGUUUUAAUUUAAUUAUAUCACUAAAAAAACACUUUCUUAUUAGCUUAAACUACAAAUUGGUUUAAUUCGUGGCUUUAUAUUUACAUGUGUGCUUUAUUAAGCUAGCAUUAGAAAUUUCUAGCGUUUUCAGGCAUGUUUGUCCACUUUUUUUUUAGGAUUGGUUUGAAAGAUUCACAGUCAGCUGUGUUACAUUAAUCUUAUGGCAUAAAAGCGUUUGAGUGUUUAAAAGCUCAGUCUGAAGCGAUCUGUUGCUCAAAACUUGCUGAGAGAUCUAUCUGUUGUUAAAAACUAGCUUAGAUCGCUGUUCGCGAUUAAAACUAGCUUAAUUACCACCUGCAGUUCAAAGCUAACCUAGAAACCUAGCAUCUGCUGUUGAAAACUAGCUUAGAGCGCUGUUUACGAUUAAAAACUAGCUUAAGCACCACCUGCAGUUCAAGGCUAACCAAGAAACCUAGCAUCUGCUGUUGAAAACUAGCUUAGAGCGCUGUUUACUAUUAAAAACUAGCUUAAGCACCACCUGCAGUUUAAAGCUAACCUAGAAACCUAGCAUCUGCUGUUGAAAACUAGCUUAGAGCACCAUCUGUUAUUUUACCUUCAUUUAAUAUUCAUUAUUAGCAUCAUUUAUCUUCCUGUUAGACUGAUUUAUAAUAUGAGCAUUAGACAUUUUCGUAGCCUUUUUAUAGGCAAUUAGUUACUGAAUCUAUUUUAAGGAUUAUUUGACUCAUGUCUUUUGGAUCUUUUUGACCGAUUAUUUGACAUUUACUUUUCAUCAUUCUGUUGCAAAUACAUUCGGCAUUGGAUUAUAUUGGACAAACAUCAUCAGAACCUUGCUACAUAUUAUUUACUGAGAUUUCAUUUAUUUAUAUUGUGGAUCACCAUAUUGUCUGGCCAUGAGUCUGGGAAAGCUGCCGGCGAUUAAAGGCUUGGUGUCCACAUCUCAGAGCAGACGGCGCUUUAAGAGCGAGCUGUCGGUGGACAUGAUCAGUCCUCCGCUCGGAGACUUCCGCCACACCAUGCACGUGGGCCGCGGCGGAGACGUUUUCGGCGACACCUCGUUCCUGAGCAACUAUGGCGGCUCCGGGCACAGCGAUGGCCAGCGGUGUCCAGAUUCACCGUCAGGCUCCAAAACGACUCGGUUUCUGUCGCGAACUCUUCAGCACGUGCGGAAGACGCCUGCUCCCAGGCCGAGAGGAGGGUCCCGGGACUUCUCUUCACCGCCGCCACCGAUCUCACCCAUCAUCAAAAACGCCAUCUCCCUGCCUCAGCUCAACCUGAGCAACGGCGGCCUGAUGAAGGCCAUUCUGCACACCUCCACCAGCUCUCCAGACCGCCCGCUCUGCUCCUACGGUCUUCCGUCUGGUUUCGUCACGCUGCCUCGUUUCUCUCGACUGGACCAGAGCUUUGCAGAAGCGCCUGAAUCACCCCGUACUGACAGUCGACGCAGCAGCGAGGUGUCAUUGUCGCCAUCUGAUUCUCUGUCAUCUUUCACAGUGGACCUCGGCCCCUCCCUCAUGACUGAGGUUCUGGAGAUGAUUGACAACUCCUGCUGCCUCCUGAAGAGCCGCGAGGAAGAGGAUGAGGAGCAGCGGAGCGCAGGGUCUGACAGGGAAAAUCAGCUGUCCGACGACUCAGUGCGACGUUCGGUCACAGCAGACGUAGCCAUCGAGCCCAGGAGGUUCCAACAGGCUGCUAGCAUGCUAGCACGACACUUUGGAGGAAGAUCUGAAGAGGAGCGGCAGAGGCCUUCAUCUUUUAGACACACGAGGACGCCGUACAGCUUCACUGAGACAGAGGAAGAAAUCAAAGUAUGAGCGGCAGGAAUUGAAGAGCUGUGACAUUACAAAUACAGUUAAUUUAGCUUUAAGAGGUUCUUCAUUUGGGCGACACGGUGGCUUAGUGGUUUGCACUGUCACUGGAAGGUCACUGGUUCGAGCCCUGGCUGGGUCAGUUGGCAUUCCUGUGUGGAGUUUGCAUGUUCUCCUCGUGUUGGCGUGGGUUUCCUUCAGGUGCUCUAGUUUCCCCCCACGCUCCAAAAACAUGCGUAUAGGGGAAUUCAUGAACUAAAUUGGCUGUAGUGUAUGUGUGUGAAUGAGUGUGUAUGGGUGUUUCCCAGUUCUGGGUUGCAGCUGGAAGUGCAUCCGCUGCAUAAAACACAUGCUGGAUAAGUUGGUGGUUCAUUCCACUGUGGCGACCCCUGAUAAAUAAAGGGACUAUGCUGAAAAUAAAAUGAAUGAGUGAAUGAUCUUCAUUUUAGGUCCACUUUAAAUUAGUUUUGGAGUUUAAAAUGGAGAUUUGUGGACGUUAAAAGGACCUGAGUGAGAGCUGUUGUACAGUAUGAGUGAGAGCUGCAUGGAGUUUUUACUAGCAUUAAUCUGAUGGAUGAUUAAACUUUUACAUGCUGUUAAAUUUGGAAUAAAUUGUAUUCAAAGAAUCUGCCCUGUACAUAUGUUCACAAGUACAUUAUUCUUAUAUGAUUAUAUAUAUGUGCAUGCACUAACAGUAAAAUGAAACUAAUAAACAGGAUUUCUAUAUACAUAGAUCUGUCUGAUCGUAACAUUUACAUUAACAACAGGUAUAAGCUGAUUUAUACUUUGGUCUACUUUUAAACUUAUAAAUGUAUUUCAGUGCACAUAUGUGUAAUUUAUAUUAAUCACAUGAAUGAUGUUCAUAUUUGCAGGACACACACACACACACACACACACACACACACACACACUUGUAAACAAUUACAAUAAAGAUAUUUUCAGGAGAGGACUACGGUCA